This is a messenger RNA of Ilex paraguariensis (yerba mate), 1460 nucleotides long. Lineage: Eukaryota; Viridiplantae; Streptophyta; Magnoliopsida; Aquifoliales; Aquifoliaceae. The record is from the annotation of a GenBank genome assembly.
AAUCAAUGUAAAAGAGCAGUAAAAAUACUGAGAGAGAGGAAAGGAAAAAUGGGUACAAUAGAUUUGAAUUCAGUUUUUGUCCCAAAGACCAUUGCUGAUAUUCUCACUGAAGUUUCCAUGGUCGAUGAUACUUCCAAGAAAUUAUCAAAGCUCAACGAUUAUGUCCAUGCAUUACAAGAUGAAUUGAAAAAGAUCGAUGCCUUUAUAUGUCAACUUCCUCUCUGCAUGCAUCUCUUAAACGAUGCAAUUGAGAGAUUGAAGGAGGAGACAAUGCACUGUAUGGAAGCAAAUGCUCAGCCAGUGACAGAGCCAUUGAAGGGUAAUUCGAAAGAAGAUGGAGGGGUAGAAGCGUCAAGUGAUUCCGAUGAUAAGAAGAACUGGAUGAGCUCUGUUCAGCUCUGGACCGCUCCUCUUGACUAUGAAAAUUCUGACAUCAAAAGACGAGACCGUUCAUCGAACCUGAAAUCGAGAAAUGAAGAAGAGAAAGGCUCUGCAAAGAAUUCACAUCAGUUAUGCAACAAAAGGAACAGGGGAAAGGCAUCUGUUCUUCCAUUGAAGAAACACAAGGAGAUUUCUUCAUCUCUUGAUGGUUUAUCUCUCUCCAUUCCGGUGACCAAAAUGAAUGGUUCAAUUGAUUUGAACUUGAACUGCUUUGAUUCAUCACACAGCAACCCACAGCAGAAGAAACAGAGGCGUUGUUGGUCGCCGGAAUUACACCGGCGAUUUGUGAAUGCACUUCACGAACUUGGAGGAGCACAAGCUGCCACACCCAGACAGAUUAGAGAUCUGAUGCAAGUAGAUGACCUAACCAAUGAUGAAGUGAAAAGCCAUUUGCAGAAAUACAGACUCCAUGUCCGAAGAAUUCCAAUUUAUUUAGCAGCUCCAUCGAAUGGCUUCUCGAUGGACCAAGAUUGGUGUGAAGGUCAUCAGUACAGCUCCCCGGAAGGCCCCCUCCAUUUGGCGGGGUCUUCAAAGGGUGUUUCCUUCACUGGUGGCGAUAGCAUGGAAGAGGUUGAGGAUGAGAAAUCGGUUGAUAAUGCAGUAUAGAUGGACCCACCAGAUACAUAUAUAGAGAAAUCAGAUUGUGCGGAAAACAAACAGCAACUUCUACAGGGAAAUCCUGAGGUCUUUUUCCUAAAAGAAAAGCUUAGACUUAGAGAGAGAGGCGAUGAAAGUAGGUGAAUUUCAUCAUUUUCUCUCGUUUAUUGAGCUUAACAUCUCUGCCUGCUUUCACAUGAGGAAGUUGAUGUAGCUUCCAUCGGUGGAUUUUGAAUGAAUUAGGACAAAAACAUAACCAUUUUUAAAUGUCUGAACUUAUCUUGGUUGUUGUUCACUAACAUAAAUUUUGAGUUCAAAGUCCAUUGUUCUAUGGUUCAUUUUUCUUUUAUUAGAGGGUGUUCAAGUUUACAUUGGUAGGUGACUAUUGUAAUUUGAGCUAGGUUAGAGCAUGUCUCUAAAGG